AUGGGAGCUUCUCAGUCAAGUUGGGGAAUUCUGGCCCGAACCGCCGACCCCGAGAGCGAGCGUCAACAGCGUCCAGCUCACGAGUUUCCGAAUGGUGCCGUCUAUGAAGGUCAGUGGGUUGGACCAGCACGAGAAGGGUAUGGGAUACAAAAAUGGCCCGAUGGAGCCUCAUACACUGGGCAGUGGGUGAAGGACAAAGCUCAGGGCAUGGGGAAGUUUCACCAUGCUGCGGGCGAUUGGUACGAGGGCAACUUUCUCGACGACAUGCAGCACGGCUACGGCGUUGCCAUGUAUAUCGAUGGCUCCAAGUACACCGGGCAGUUCGCCUGUGACAAGCAUCACGGGGAGGGAGUCGAGGUAUGGCCAGACGGAAGCCGCUUCCAGGGCAGCUAUUUCCAAGGCAUGAAGCACGGUCAUGGUUUGUACUUGUGGCCAGAUGGCUCAAAGUACGAUGGUACUUUUGAAUCCAACAACAUGAGCGGCACUGGAACCUACAACUGGUCUGACGGGCGUGCUUACACCGGCCAGUGGGAGAGGAACACGAUGCACGGCAAGGGGUCGUUCAGCUAUGGCGAUGGUCGUAGCUACGAAGGCGACUUCUUCGAGGAUGUUAAGCACGGCACCGGUGUCUUCCGCUGGCCAGACGGAAGGAGCUACAACGGCGAAUGGCGAAACGGGAAGCGUCAUGGCCGUGGCAGGUAUACGGCAGCCAGCCACAGGACAAAGACUGGCCUCUUUGAGGAUGGGAACCUGGUCAAGUGGGAGGACUGA
Messenger RNA from Symbiodinium sp. CCMP2456, 771 nucleotides. The record is from the annotation of a GenBank genome assembly. NCBI's taxonomy places the organism in Eukaryota, Dinophyceae, Suessiales, Symbiodiniaceae.